Dinoponera quadriceps is the source of this 1350-nucleotide messenger RNA. RefSeq names its product replication factor C subunit 2 (gene RfC4). The transcript has 6 exons. Gene Ontology annotation, biological process: DNA repair; DNA-templated DNA replication. NCBI's taxonomy places the organism in Eukaryota, Metazoa, Arthropoda, Insecta, Hymenoptera, Formicidae. The coding region runs from base 242 to 1288 and encodes 348 amino acids. The record is from RefSeq and is a predicted model, not a curated record. Gene Ontology annotation, molecular function: DNA binding; ATP hydrolysis activity; ATP binding. Gene Ontology annotation, cellular component: DNA replication factor C complex; nucleus.
GAUUUACGGAUCAACGUUAAAAAUUAGAAAUGCAGGACAGCUGGUGAGAAAUUAUAUCAAUUUGAUGAAAUGUUAUCAAAGAUGGAGAAAUUUGGAAAUUUUAUGCCUAAAAGUUGAUGAGAAAACAUGAUUUUGAUCUGGCAACACUGGUGUAAGGCGUAAUGUGAAUUUUACCGGUUUUCGAACCUCUCGUUAAAAUACAUACGUAUCCUACGGGAUAUAUCCUUGUGUGAUUUUAAAAAUGGUACGGGAUGACGAACCUAUGGAGACUGAGAUUUUGCCGUCUACAAGCAGCAACGAUGCGAAAAUAAAAGAGAAAGAUAGCAAAUUACCUAGUUUACCAUGGAUUGAGAAGUAUCGGCCUCAAGUAUUUGCAGAUAUUGUUGGUAACGAGGAUACUGUAUCUAGAUUAGCUGUGUUUGCUCAACAUGGAAAUACCCCAAAUAUUAUUAUUGCUGGCCCACCAGGAGUUGGCAAAACCACCACGAUUUUAUGUCUGGCACGUAUUCUAUUGGGACCAGCAUUUAAAGAAGCUGUGCUUGAACUGAAUGCGUCCAAUGAGAGAGGAAUUGAUGUGGUCAGAAAUAAAAUCAAAAUAUUUGCCCAAAAGAAGGUUAAUCUCCCGAAAGGAAAGCAUAAGAUCAUCAUUUUAGAUGAAGCCGAUAGCAUGACUGACGGUGCGCAGCAAGCAUUGCGCCGUACAAUGGAGAUUUACAGUCAUACCACCAGAUUCGCUCUGGCAUGCAACAAUACAGAGGAGAUCAUAGAACCUAUACAAUCGCGCUGUACCAUGCUGAGAUAUGGAAAGUUAACAGAUGCCCAAGUUCUGGCAAAAGUUCUCGAAGUGUGUCAGAAGGAAAAUGUUUCCUAUACAGACGACGGUAUGGAAGCGAUAGUAUUCACUGCCCAAGGGGACAUGAGGCAAGCUUUGAACAAUUUGCAGUCGACAUAUAAUGGAUUCAAUCAUGUAAACGGUGAGAACGUAUUCAAAGUCUGCGAUGAACCUCACCCUUUAAUCGUUAAAGAGAUGCUGGAUGACUGUAUAAAGGGAGACGUUUCUAAAGCAUGCACGGUGAUGGACCAUUUCUGGAAAAUGGGAUACUCCGCCGAGGAUAUAAUCAGUAACGUAUUCAAGGUUUGUAAAAAUCAUGCGAUGGAUGAGAAACUCAAGUUGGAAUUCGUCAGAGAAAUUGGUUUAACGCACAUGGGUGUGGUGGAAGGUAUUAACAGUCUGUUGCAGUUGCACGCUUUAAUAGCAAGACUUUGCCGAGCAUGUAUGUCGAGAUAAUCUCACGUGAUAAAAAACGAUUGUAUUCUAUAUUACAUUGUAAUUAUAUAUUUUUACUGAAA